Messenger RNA from Ctenocephalides felis (cat flea), 1188 nucleotides. RefSeq names its product pleckstrin homology domain-containing family G member 1-like. Gene Ontology annotation, molecular function: guanyl-nucleotide exchange factor activity. The record is from RefSeq and is a predicted model, not a curated record. Lineage: Eukaryota; Metazoa; Arthropoda; Insecta; Siphonaptera; Pulicidae. The transcript has 7 exons. Bases 1 to 1188 code for a protein of 395 amino acids.
AUGACUGAAAACGAUCCUGUUAAAAUAGCAAAAUGUUUUAUAGAUAGCAAUGAUGGUUUUGAAGUAUAUACCAAAUAUUGCACAAAUUAUCCGCAAGCCAUAGCUUUAUUAACAGAAUUACUCCAAUCUAUGGAUACUGCAAGUUUACUAAGGAAUACCCAAAGUUCUUUAGGUCAUAAUUUGCCUUUGGGAUCUUUUUUAUUAAAACCUGUGCAAAGGAUUAUGAAAUAUCACUUACUUUUGCAGAAUUUGUACAAACAUUAUGAAAAUAUUCACAUAGAAAAGGCUUCUAAACUUAUGACUGAUGUUGCACAUCACAUUGAUGAAGUUAAAAGGCAUUUAGAACAACAAUCACGAGUUCAAGAGUUAGAAGGUAGUUUAGACGGCUGGCUGGGACCAAGUCUGACUGUUUUGGGCGAAUUAUGUCUUGAAGGCACUUUGCAAGAAAGAAAUCACAAAAGUCGACAAGUAUUUUUAUUUGAAAAGAUGUUACUCAUCACUAAACGUAAAGAGGAUGGUAGAUUAGCAUACAAAAGUCAUAUCAUGUGUUCUAAUCUGAUGUUAGUAGAAGUAAUUCAAGGUGAACCGACAAGUUUUCAUGUGAUACCAUACGAUAAUCCAAGGAACCAAAUCACUUUACAAGUAUGUAUGAUGCACGUUCGGUACAACAAAAAGAAACAAUGGGGCCUACAAUUAAAACGCUUGAUGUUGGAACAAUUUAAUGGGAAGAUUCCCACAAGGGCAAAAGACUUGGUAUUGGGUAUCGAUGCUGAAGAAAGCUUGGUUGCUUUGCCCGGUGUCAAACCCGAUUCGACUCCUGAUUAUUUACAAAGAAGACACGAAAGACGCCGUACCGAAAUGUCUAUGCGUCGUUUGAACAAAAACAGAAAAUUUAUUAUACCGACGAACCUGAGCAACGAUCAACCUGUAGCAUCACCUGAGGGUAAACCUGGUGAGAAAAGGUACAGUAGUUGGUAUUUGGAAGAGGACGGAAGCAAAGAUUCUUCAAAUAUGGAUAAAAAGUGUUAUUCUAACGAAUACGUUAAUAUGGAUUAUGAGAGUAAAUUGAAACCUCAUACUGCACAGAAUCCGGAGGCUGCAAGGUGUAGAUCAGAACCAGGUAUACCGUCGGAAUUUUAUGAAACAACGAUUACGGAUUCUGUUCCUAGGAUUCCAGGCCGCCUAUAA